Molecule: messenger RNA, 3192 nt
Organism: Papilio polytes (common Mormon)
Lineage: Eukaryota; Metazoa; Arthropoda; Insecta; Lepidoptera; Papilionidae
Exons: 18
Coding region: 88-3192 (1034 amino acids)
Cellular component (GO): nuclear pore
Source: RefSeq, a predicted model, not a curated record
UGAAAUUCGCGAGUUCAAUUUAUAGGUUAGAGGUAUUAAAAAUAUUCUAUUUAAACCCAUAAUCUUGCUGUUGAUAUGUGAAUAAUUAUGGAAUUACUUCAUAAAGUUGUGGUUCUAGCAUUAGUGUUAUUUGCAAAUACUAUAAUAUGUGACUGUGCCAAAAUAAACAGUCCGAGGGUACUACUACCAUGGUUUGAAAAUUUGUAUGUAAACUUCACUUUUGAAAUAAUUGAAGGGGGCUGUUACAAGUGGAGUUUGUCCCGCGAUGACAUCAUCGAUUUGGAACCCCUUUACGACGAUACUUGGGGUCACUGUUCCCGGGCGGCUCGGGUUUCAGUAUCUAAAACGUGUGUGUCACCUGGUUCAGUAAUAAUUUUAGCUGAAGAAGUGAAUACAGGCGAGAUAUUGCGAGGUGAUGUUGACAUUGACAAAAUCAGUUCAUUAAGUAUAACAAGUACAACAUGGAAGUUGUAUUUAGAGGAAGCCCCAGAGGCUUUUGAAGUUGUUGCCUUUGAAGAACAAGGUAACACAUUCUCAUCAUUGGAAGGUGUAACCUUUAGUUGGACCAUAGAGAAUCUCGGGAAUAGUUAUGGAGAAGAACCUGUAGUUACAUUAGUUCGUUGGCGUGACACUGAUUAUGAAGCACCUCCAGGUGUCGCGGAACUGGAAGCGAAAGGUUUCAGAUCUCAUGCGGUACUUUUAUAUGGACAGGCUAUGGGAGAGUGCCGGGUGACAGUAUGCCUGGGUGAUAUCUGCACUGGUUUUAAUUUGAAAGUGGUUGCCAGUGUUGUUCUGAACCCAGUUACAGCAGUUAUUGCACCUCAAGAUUCCUUACGAUAUAAGGUGCUUAGAAUGAGAGCAGGUCGCCUCACAGUUCAAAGUAUAGGAGAUACUCUAUACAGUUUGAGUGUGCCAGAUAAUUUUGUAGCUAAACUGGAAGAUGCUAUCAGCUUAGUCCGAGGCACGAAGAUUGGUACAACUAAUGUAAUAUUGAUGUCCGGUAUGACAGAAGUAGCAAGAGCUACGUUAACAGUGUCCGAACCUCAUAGUAUUCGUGUGAAAUUAAGGCCGGCUAAUUUAGUUGUUUAUGGUGAAAUGUUUACGGUUCAUUGUGUGGUGUAUGACGCAGAAGGUCGCCCUUUAACAGCUGGCGAUGAGAUGUUAAUACGUUUGUCAGUGGAAGGAGAGGCUAAUAUUGAUUUGAUUAAGUCUACGGACAAUGGUACAAUAACAGAUGCAAUGGCUCGGAAUGCAGGACAGUUUACUAUUACUGCGAAGCUAUAUUCGAUCGCUGGAAGGACUUUGAUGACUAAGGUUGAAGGUGAAGUUUCUGGAACAGCGAUAGAGCCAUUGGAAAUUGUACCACCUGAACUAUUUAUUGCUUGGACUGAGAAUAUUGAGGAUAUACAAUUGAAGUAUCGUGGCGGAGGUGAUGAGGAAGUGGUGUGGGCAGAGAGUGAAACGUCUAUACAGAGUCAGAAUGUGUUAUCAGUUGCACCCACAGGACUUGUUAAUGUACUCGGAUUUGGUUAUUUGGAUGUCAAAGUGUAUUUGAAGAAAUAUCCUCAUAUUAAAGCUAAUGGAAGGGUGUGGUCUGCGGCGCCGGAGCUGCUCCAGGUGUCGAGCUCGGGGCAGGCGCGCGUGGCCCGCCCCCACCACCUGCACGUCGCGCUCACCGCCACCCACCCCAACACGGGGGAACUAUAUAACUUUCACGUAUGUAAUUGUGCGACGUUGGCAACGACAUUGCUAGAGGGUCCCGAGCCGCAUAACGUGACAGCCGCUACGUGGGUGCAGCCAAUUGAGGGCGCGUGCUGCGUGGUGCAGGGCGUGUGGUCGUCGCGCGGCGUGUCGCUGGUGCGUGUGUCCCGCGGCCGCGCCGGCGACAGCGCGCGCGUGGCGGUGCGCGCCGCGCCGCGUCUGCGCUGGCCGGCGCACGCCGCCGCACUCAUCUCCGCCACUGCCCCAGUGUUAGCAGAAGGUGAAUCUCUAGUGCCAUCAUCCAGCGACCCUCGUGUUGCAGAGUUGGUGUACAGAGAUGGACCCUCACCACACAAGUACCCGGAACUAGAAGUAUUCACCUUAAGAUGUCGCAGGAAAGGAGACACGCAGUUGGAGGUAUCUUCCCAAUCGGAGUUGGAGCGCGAGUCAGUGCAGCUGGAGGUGUCGUGCGCGCCACACGUGUCGCGCAUGCGCCUUGAGCCCCCGCCCAGCCCCGGCAAUUGUAGCGAAGGACACAAAUUAUGGUUACGUCCAGGACAAGAAGUGACGUUGAAGGUGAUAUUAAUGGAUGCAAUCGGCAGAGAGUUGUUGGACGAAAGCGGUCCGAGAGUGUCAUGGGAAUUGCAACCUAACCGCGCGGGAAUAGGGUUCACGGCAUCGGACAGACUGUUUGUAGAAACUGAUCCCGAAUAUGCCCCAGUGCCUGUGCCUUUAAACUAUUAUCAAUUGGUGGUAGCUGAAGACCAAGCUAUAGGAUGGACGGGUACUAUCAAAGCCAGUAUUCGAGAAGCAACCGCCUCUAUACAAGCUAAAGUUGUCGCGCCUUUGAAAUGUGAUCCCAUCAAGACUAAUAUCGCAUGGGAAGGUGAAUUAGUAUCAGAUAUAGCUACAGUGAGUGGCGGCAGCGGGCGCUACGCGGUGCAGGCGCCGAAGGGCGUGGUGGCGAGCGUGGAGGGCGGCGCGCUGGCGGCCGCCGCGCCCGCGCCCGGCAACUACCACUUGCUCGUCUCCGACCUCUGCGUCCUGGGAGAGAAACAACUUAUCGAAGUGAAUAUAGAGGAGGUGGUGAGCGUGGAGGUGGCGAGCGCGCGCGCGGUGAGCGUGGGCGGGUGCGUGGAGGCGCGCGCGCUGGCGCGGGGCGUGUCGCGGCGCUACGUGGCGAGCGCGCGGCCGGCGCAGUGGCGCGUGGCGGGCGCGCUGCGCCUUAAGGACGGCCAGCUGUGCGGCGUGCAGGAGGGCGCGGCCAGGGUGCGCGCCGCCAUCGCCGGCGUCUGGAGCCCGGAGAUCGAUGUGGUGGUGUUCCCCGCGCUGCGCGUGGUGCCGGGCGCGGCGCGCGUGCCGCCGGGCGCACGGCUGCAGCUGCGGCACGCGGGCGGCCCGCCGCACCACCUCGCAGACCUGCACUACCGCCUCGCAGACACCACUGAUAAAAUAGAAGUCAUUAUUUUUAUUAUUUUACUAAUAUUAUAA